Paramuricea clavata is the source of this 672-nucleotide messenger RNA. Lineage: Eukaryota; Metazoa; Cnidaria; Anthozoa; Malacalcyonacea; Plexauridae. The record is from the annotation of a GenBank genome assembly.
AUGCAAAACGAGUCGAAAACAGUCGACGGCCAGCAUCCCAUAGGGCGAGCAACCAAUAGUUUAAAGAAGGAGAAGGACGGUUACGAGGAAAUAAAUCCAGAACCAGCAAAGAGGAAACUACAGUCAAAUUUUUGCAACGGUAAUGCUACAGAAAUUUGCAAGGAAGAACAAAGACAUCAUGAAGAUUGCGCUUCAAACCAACCUCCCUUGGGACCGAUCGAACUAGAACAAAGCCAUGCUACGGAAUUUGGCAUGGACGAUUUAGAACAAAGGCAAAAUGAAGAUUGCAUUCCAAACCCUUCUCCUUUGGGACCAUCGGAACCAAAACACAAUGGUAUAGGAACUAGACAUUAUGAGCCAAAUCUGCCCGAAUUUGAUUUUUUUCCGUCUGAAAUCAAAGAUAAAAUGUGGGGAUCUAUCAGUCAACGAAGCUUCUGUGAUGACAUCAAUAAAAUCUAUGACGAAAUUGUUCAUUUUAGAAGGAAUAUUUUCAACAUACCCUCGGGUAGAGAGGGAAAGAAUUUUAAUGGAGAACUGACCUUUUCGCUGAAGCAAUUUAACUCCAACUCAGAUCUGAACUCGAUCGCAUUAAAAGCUUUUAUGUUGCUUCCAUCUUUGAUUUUCAAAAGCCUUCGUCUACUUCCAAGAGUAAAGAACACAGCACAGCGAUAG